Fusarium keratoplasticum is the source of this 1260-nucleotide messenger RNA. Its product is annotated as HET domain-containing protein. NCBI's taxonomy places the organism in Eukaryota, Fungi, Ascomycota, Sordariomycetes, Hypocreales, Nectriaceae. The transcript has a single exon. The record is from RefSeq and is a predicted model, not a curated record. The coding region runs from base 1 to 1260 and encodes 419 amino acids.
AUGCGGCUCCUUCAUACCACAAACCUCGAGCUCGUAUCCUUCAUUGGAAAACCAAUGGAAGAGCGGCCUCUCUACGCGAUCCUCUCCCACACGUGGAAGGAUGAUGAAUUCCUCUUUGAAGAAGCUCGAAAUGGUGUCAGUCAGUAUUUGCAAAAUCCCAGGACGGGCCUGCGGAAAAUCCUCAAUGCCUGCGAGAAGGCGAGACAGAACAAACUAGACUACAUCUGGGUCGACACCUGCUGCAUCGACAAAUCCAGCAGCUCAGAGCUGUCCGAGGCUAUUAAUUCCAUGUUCAAGUGGUACAAGGAAUCCGCGGACUGCUACGUGUUUAUGGAUGAUGUCUCGCUCCGAGAAGAUGGAACCAUGCAAAACUUUGAAAAGAGUCGCUGGUUCACCCGCGGCUGGACCUUACAGGAGCUCAUCGCCCCUCACGGACUGAUUUUUUUCGACGCUGAUUGGAAGUACAUGUGUAGAAGGGAUCAGGUGGCUUCCAGACUUGAGGAGAUCACUGGAAUCACUAGAAGCAUUUUGCAGAGGGCACACGCCGUCCCCCCUCGGGAGACUCCUCUGUUUCCGAACCUCAGACAGCUAUGCCCGGGAUGCGGCCAGGAUGAUGAUGUGAAGAGGGAACUAGCGGAGGAGCCCAUCUCGAGAAAAAUGGGAUGGGCGGCUUACCGAAAAACCACCCGCCCGGAGGACACAUCGUACUGCCUACUGGGUUUGUUCGACAUCAACAUGCCUCUCCUCUAUGGCGAAGGUAAAAACGCUUUCUGGCGACUCCAAGAGGAGAUCUUGAAACAAAGUCCAGACCAAUCCAUCUUGACUUGGACAGCGAGCACUUCCGGCGGAGUUAAUAAGCCAUAUCUGGCCGAAUUGCCGUCUGCAUUCCAGUUUGACGUCCGACGACCAGAAAAGACCCUCCUCGAACGAGGCGACAUCAUCGCAACAGCGAGGGGUCUGGAAAUCGACGUCCUGCUUGGGCCUUGCUCUAUUCAUGACAAAAAGAACAAAAGUCCCAUAUCGGAACGACUGCAGUUUAUAGCCAUUCUCAGCUGUGCUGUGGCUCCGCAUCCUCUUCCCCGGGUUGCUAUAUUCGUGGAACCUCUGACUCCUGGGGCUUUGAAUACAGCAUAUUCGAGAGUCCACACUCACCUUCUGAUCCUGCUGCACCCUUCAGCUGAACCUUUGGUCUUGUCAACUAAUUUCCGAGAUGGCGUCAUAAAAGUCAAGAACACAGCUGGUAUGUGGCACUUUGAUUAA